UUACUUAUUGUGCUGUGCUGCAUGUUGGUCUCUUUGCCUUUCAUGAAUGUUUCCUAUCUUUCCUACAUAAAACCAUCUACAAAGGUAGUUGCUUUGCUCUUCUUCUCUUUGCUGUUGCUGGGGUGUGAUUAUGGCUCAAAAGAGGCAACCGGAGGAGGGUAAGCCUCGUUCUGAUGGGAAUAAUAGCCCUGACGAAAAGAGGAGGAGGUUCGAUUUGAAAAGUGUGGUUGAGGACGUGAUUAAAAUGCAAUCAGUUCAGCAUUUGCUAGAGCCAGUUUUGGAGCCGUUGAUACGUAGUGUGGUAAAAGAGGAAGUCGAAUUAGCUCUAAGGAAACAUUUGGCCAACAUGAAAAGGAACAUCGGGAAAGAGAUAGGUUCUUCUGAAUCAAAAAGCUUAAAACUGCUGUUUGCAAACAACCUCUCACUUCCAGUGUUCACUGGAGCUCGUAUUGAAGGAGAAGAAGGUCCAGUAUUGAAAGUGGUUUUGAUGGAUACUCUUACUGGGAAAAUUGUCAACUCUGGUCCCGAGUCUUCUUCCAGAGUGGAAAUUGUCGUUCUUGAGGGUGAUUUUGAUGGUGAUGAGGGUGAGAAUUGGACACCUGAAGAAUUCAAGACUAACAUUGUGAGGGAGAGAGAAGGAAAGAAACCCCUUCUUACAGGAGAUGUACUCCUCAAUCUUAAAGAGGGGAUUUGUUUGGUUGGUGAGAUUUCAUUUACAGAUAAUUCAAGCUGGACAAGAAGCCGCAAGUUCAGGCUUGGUGUAAGAGCUGUGGACAACUUUGAUGGUACUAGCAUAAGGGAAUCGAAGACAGAAUCCUUCAUUGUCAGGGAUCACCGAGGAGAAUUGUACAAGAAGCACCAUCCCCCAUCUCUGUUUGAUGAAGUUUGGAGAUUAGAGAAGAUUGGCAAAGAUGGAGCUUUCCAUAAGCGAUUGAGUCGGGAGAAUAUCAAUAGUGUGAAGGAUUUCCUGACCCUUCUUUUUAUAGACCCUUCACGGCUUCGCUAUAUUCUUGGCACAGGCAUGUCCGCUAAGAUGUGGGAAGUUACUGUGGAGCAUGCUCGAACCUGUGUGAUUGAUAAGAGAAUAUUCUUGUAUUGCCCUCCUGUUUCUCAACAGAAAACUGGUGUCGUCUUUAAUGUCGUGGGACAAGUUAUAGGAUUGCUUUCAGAAUGCCAGUAUGUUCCUCUUGAUAAGCUUUCUGAAACAGAAAAGGCUGAUGCUCAGAACUUGGUAAUCACUGCAUUUGAGCACUGGGAGCAAGUCAUAUCUUUUGAUGAUGAAGCCUCUCUGGUGGGCGGCUCCUCACAAUUAUCUGAUGUUCGUUACACCUCAAGCUCGCCCCGGACAGAGAAUUCUUGUGGAAGCAAGUUUUUGGCUUCACAAAAAAUAGAAGGGUUUGAUUAUGCACAGCCAAGUGCAUCUUCUCCAGACAUCAUGUCAUCAAUAUAUACUGUUGGGGGUGGGAGUGGCUUGGAUGAUUAUGCCUUGCAGGGUAUUGAAAGUUUGGGUCUUAGAUACGACCAGACUUUGAACUUCCCUAGCCAAGUCUCCAACUCCCUCAUCUGUGACACUGAUUCCUUGGUUCAUGCUUUCUGUGACGAGGAGCAUCUGCGGUUUUUUGAUACAGAUCUUCAGACUCAGAACCUUGGUUUAGAAACACAAGCUGAUUUACAAAGUGCUGUUGAUAGCUUCCUGUUGGCACGCUCUACAGCCGUUGCUGUUGAUAAGGCUAAGAGGAGAUGGGCAAAGAUCUCUAGCGUGUUGAAAUGGUUCUCUAUCAGGAAGCUCGUGGCUACAAGAAAAAAUGGUGUUCGAGGAAUUUAUAGAUAUUAGAGUGAUGGGCCAUAAAAAAGUUACCAGGUCACAGUGGCAAAUGUAGUCUUAGUCAGUGCUUCAGCGAGCAAAGUUUCUCACCUGCAGUAGAUGUGGAGGCAAGAUGAAGUUUGGUAGUUGUAGAUACAGCUGGUUCUUAAACCUUGACUCUAUGUACUGUAGAAUUAGUAAAUGUUUAUCCUUAAAUUAGAUGGUAAAUUUGUAUAUGUGCUUAAGACUGUGAGGUCUCUGGUUUUAGCCCCUUGAGUGGAAGCUCGAAUGCAAGCAAUGAAACUGGUUUGCUUGGAA
Molecule: messenger RNA, 2122 nt
Organism: Populus trichocarpa (black cottonwood)
Lineage: Eukaryota; Viridiplantae; Streptophyta; Magnoliopsida; Malpighiales; Salicaceae
Product: calmodulin-binding protein 60 A
Exons: 7
Coding region: 131-1834 (567 amino acids)
Biological process (GO): regulation of salicylic acid biosynthetic process
Cellular component (GO): nucleus
Molecular function (GO): sequence-specific DNA binding; DNA-binding transcription factor activity; calmodulin binding
Source: RefSeq, a predicted model, not a curated record